This is a messenger RNA of Lecanosticta acicola, 441 nucleotides long. The record is from the annotation of a GenBank genome assembly. NCBI's taxonomy places the organism in Eukaryota, Fungi, Ascomycota, Dothideomycetes, Mycosphaerellales, Mycosphaerellaceae.
AUGGCCUCCACCGACGAGCGACAGAUGAAGCCAGAGCCGAUGCGCCUGGUACUGCUCGAACAAUUGCCUUUACAGAGCCCAGGCACCAAGAUCCGCUUCCUCGGAUGCGUACACGAGUACCAGGGCAAAAACGCUACACUCGUCUUGAAAGAAUCCUGCCCAGCAUCGACUGGCACGCCAAAAGUCUUGGUCAAUAUCACCAACGUGCUGGAGUCUGUCAAUCACGAACUCCUGCAAGUCGGAGCAUGGCUUAACAUUGUUGGAUAUGUCACAAAAGCCGCAAAGACGGUGAAGUCGUCUUCCUCGAAACGCGUGAGGUCAACGCGUCAGAAGCCUCCGGUCGUCGAUGCUCUGAUGCUCUGGUCUGCAGGAGCCAUCAAACUGCAGGAAUACAAAGCAAGCGCUCGCAGCUACCAAGACACGGCUUUGCAAACUGGUUGA